CGUUGUCUAUAUUCUCUAAUAAUUUUGGCUUGGUUUUCUCUUUACAAUGUCUUUUUUUUCAUUUUCUUUUAUUCCCUAAAAACCCAAAUCCUAACCCUAACCCUAAAGCCAUUUCUAAGCCCAAUCUCAACUCCAACAAUAACCCUUACCCUAACCCUAGCCCUAACCCUAACCUUUACCCUAACCGUAACCCUAACCUCUACCCUAACUCCAACCACAGCCCUAACCCUAACCCUAACCCAAAUUCCUAACCCUAAUCCCAACCCUAACCCUAACCCUAACUCUAACCCUAGUCCUAACCCUAGCCCUAACCCUAACCCUAACCCUAACCCCAACCCAAACCCCAACCCCAACCCUUACCCUAACCCUAACCCUAACCCUAAACAUAGCCCUAGCCCUAACCCUAACCCUAACCCUAACCCUAACCCUAACAAUUACCCUAAAACUAACGCUAACCAAAACCUUAACUCUAACCCUAACCCUAACCAAAACCCUAACCCUAGUCCUAACCCUAAACCUAACCCUAACCCUAACUUUAACCCUAACCCUAACCCUAACCCUCAGCCUAACGCUAACCCUAACUUUAACCCUAACCCUAACCCUGAGCCUAACGCUCACCCUAACCUUAACCCCAACCCUAACCAAAACCCUUACCCUAACGCUAACCCUAAACCUAACUCUAACCCUAAACCUAACCCUAACACUAACCAUAAACCUAACCCUAACCCUAACCCCAAACCUAACCCUAACCCUAACCCUAACCCUAACCCUAAACCUAACCCUUACCCUAACCCCAACCCUAACCCUAACCCCAACCUUAACCCUAAUUAG
Rhopilema esculentum is the source of this 831-nucleotide messenger RNA. The record is from RefSeq and is a predicted model, not a curated record. NCBI's taxonomy places the organism in Eukaryota, Metazoa, Cnidaria, Scyphozoa, Rhizostomeae, Rhizostomatidae.